Molecule: messenger RNA, 3296 nt
Organism: Nerophis ophidion (straightnose pipefish)
Lineage: Eukaryota; Metazoa; Chordata; Actinopteri; Syngnathiformes; Syngnathidae
Gene: ap5z1
Product: adaptor related protein complex 5 subunit zeta 1
Exons: 18
Coding region: 118-2622 (834 amino acids)
Cellular component (GO): AP-5 adaptor complex
Source: RefSeq, a predicted model, not a curated record
GCUGCGCUUCCUAGUGCGGAACCAACUUGCGUGACGCAGUUUCAGACUGGACAUGAUUCCGGGUUGCACUGUUUAUUUUCCAGUUAGCUGCUUGCUCGCUGGGCUGUAGUAGUCAAUAUGUACUCCCACGGCUCAGAAAGUUUAAUUAAACAAGCACGGGGGAUCCAGGAGCCUGAGCUGCAGAAGUUUUACAGCAGAUUAAUCAAGCUGCUCCAGGGGAAAGAGCUCGGCCAUGAGACUAUUGACUCCUUGCAAAGGCUGCACCUCAUUCUCUCUGCUACAAAGUAUACCAGAACGUUGCCCGCAGACCUUCAAAACAGGCUUGUGUCGCUCCUCUCUUCACCUGUGGAGCAGCUUCAGGUGUUGAGCUCAGCUGUGCUCAGGGAGACGCUGUCCCCUGCUGGCCAGGAAGCCAACUACAACCAGGACAUUAGCAGUCAACUGAACUGCCACGCCGCUUCCCUCCUACUUGCUCAGGCUGGAUCCCAAGACAAUCUGUCAUCUCUUUGCGCUUUGCUCCUGCGCAGUCUGGAGAACCGACCAUCAGAUGGACCGAAUCACUCAGCCACGCGCACCCUGCCAAUUGUCAACACCAUCCUCACACACAGCCCUCAAUGCCUUACUGAAGAUCAGGUGACCCUCAUGAGUAAAAAGCUGGUCGAUUGGCUGCGAUAUGCAAGCACCACCCAAGGCAGCGGGGCUUCCUCAGGGGGAUUUUUCACAGGAUCCAGGUCACGACAGCCGCUGCCAAUCGCAGAGCUGGAUGGUACGGUGUCAGGAGAUUUCUUCACCGUGCUGUGUGUAGGUCAAGGUUUCACUGAAGACCAGUGGAUGAACGUCUACUCCUUUUCUGUGCUGCGCCAUUGGCUUCUCACCUUCCACUCUGUGUCUGGUGGCUCCAUACCGGACAUUGCAAACAGGUUACAGCUAAGUCUCUCCUUCUCUCAUUCCUUUUCAAAUGAUGAUAGGUCGGAGAUCGACGGAUCUGUGGUUUCCAUGGUUUCCGCCACUUCCUCCUCCAGCCGCUUGCUGCCUCCGAAGGAGCGUCUAAGAGAAAAGGCUUUCCAGUAUUGCCAGCGCCUCAUUGAACAGUGCGAUCGCAAGGCCCAGAAAAGGACAGAUACAGAUCUCCAGAAAGCUUGUCUGGUAGAGGCGGUGUGUAUCCUGGACUGCGUUUGUGUAGAGGAUGCCUCCAUGGUCUACCGAGCGUUCCCGUGCAUUAAAGCGCUCUUCGGUCGUCUCAGCUCAGACUUGUCAUUUGCCAGAGUCUUGCUGCCCGUAGCGCAGUUCUACCUUAAUCAUGGUGAAAUGGCUGCGGUAGACUGUGUGGCCAUGUGGAGACUGGUGUUUGGUCGCUUCCCCAACGAGCUCUUCAACGACCCAUUCCUGGCACACGAGCUUCUGCGUUUCCUCCGACUAAACCUAGAGAGUUUGCAGCUCCAUGUUCCCCAGUACACGCGACAUUUCCCAAACCUGCUCAAGUUCUUGGCGUGGGACAGCCCUGCAGUGGUUGACGACUUCGUUGAUCUUCUGCCCUCUCUGGUGACAUCUGGAACUGCUUUGGAGCUGCUGCACACUUUGCUGGACCUUCCCUGUCUCUCUGCUACUUUGCUUUUGCAGCUCAGAUCUAUGUGUCUGCCCAUUUCCGAAUCAGGAGGGCGCAGCCUCGCAACUAUGGAUGCAUUCCGGAAUCCGUCUUUCCGAGGCCUGUUCCUCUUUCUACUUCGAGGAGAAGCAGGUUCAGGUGACACAAUUGACCGACUUAGCACCCUUCUCGAGCUGCUGUCCGAGGCUGCUGAUUGGCCGAGAGUCGUUCAGUGUGCCCAGACUGUCCCUAUUUUGUUGCACAUUUUCUUCAACACCAUCAUUACGGUGGCUGAUAAAGCACUUUUAGGCCAAGUGAUCCUGGUCCUGCUGGAGAGAAGCAGCCUCCUUCUCAACAUCCCUAAGUACAUCGUAGAGAUACACAGGGUGUUCAGCCGCCAGCUGAUCAGGCUGUGUAAGGUUCACCCUACUCUGGUCAUGGACCAAUCCCACGAGCUGCUGGAUUUUGCAGGGGCCACUUCCAACGUAUACAGCAAAGAAGAAAUCUACACGCACGUGGUGUGGGCGCUCGGAGAGUAUCUGUCUGUGUCGUAUGACUCUCGUUGCUCCGUGAGGCUCAUCACUUCCUGUUUUGAGGCACUCGAAGCCGUGCUGUUUGAGAUCACGUCAUCUGCCCCGCCCCCAGGAACAGGCUGCCCCGCCCCUCGGGUCAUCACCACCCUAAUGAACGCCCUCGCUAAGCUGGCGUCACGAUCACAUGACUUGAUCCCCAGGGUGUCGCUCUUCCUCUCCAAGAUGAGAAACGUAUCCAGAAGUGGGUCCGUUUCCUGGUGCGUUGACGAAGAGGACCUUGUUUCCAUAGUAACUCUUGGGGAGGAGUUGUGGUCGCUGCUGAAGAUGCCCGGUGUGGCUCAGAGUGUCCUGAACCCGCCGCCGCACGUCACCACGCCCCAGUGGCACCGAGACACCAAUGUUGCCAUGCCAUUGCAACUGCGAACGCUCACCAGACUCACGCAGGCACACGCAUCACAUGCACUACUUACACCUGCUUCUCCAUCAGCACACACAAGCACAUAAUCUGGUUUUGGAAAUACAUGCCACCAAUUACAAAAGACACGCAUUAAUUACUGUAAUAUAUUAUCUCUUCUUUAUUCAUGUGAUUUAUCAGAAAUAAAAAUUUACAAAAUAGAUCUGAAAAAAGUACAGGUCUCCAGCACAGUCAAAAUACGGCCAGUAAGAAAAUAAGUUGUAUAACAUUUAAAAGAAAGUGCAUAGAGUUUUGAGCUAAACAUUUCAUACUCCAUGCAAAUUACAACUUCUCACGAACAUUACCUUGUCUUUUAAAUCACAAAAUGUUUUGUGAUAUGAAUGAUUAAUUAAAAUCACAACCUGCUCUUUUCUCAUUUUUACCAUAAUUGGAUUGCACUUGAUCUUCAUAAUUAAUUCACUGAUUUUAAUUACGUACUUCUUUCAGUCUUAUAGUUUUGUUCAAGCAACAAACUUGCUUGUAGGCCCAUCUGGCCAUUUUGAUAUGUUAUUCAGCAAUUCAAAAUGAGCUAAAGUUCAAAAUAUUGCUAUAUGUUUUGGCACAUUGUUAUUGGAAUGUAUACUGAUGGCUUAUUGAAAACGUAAUCUAUAAGGGGACCACUCUUUCAAGUCCCAUUUUGGAAAAAAAUAAUUUAUGAAAUAAAAAUCAGGUUUUCAGUAGCAAGGAAAUAAUUGGAAAAUUGCAAUAAAACUGUUAUUUCUAA